AUUUUGUUAGGUUAUGUUUAUAAAUCAGUGUUUUGUGAUCUUCAUGUUAAAAUUUUAAAUUUUUAAAUUUUAGUUGUAAAAAUGAAUGUAGAAAACGAUGUUGAAGUCGAAAAUAUAUUUUUAAACAACGUAAAUGAGCCAGAAAUUGAUAAACCUUUAUCGCCAACAUUAAAUUCCGGGUGGGUGAAAAGUUUUAACCGAAAAUCUCACAGAAAAAGUAGAGUAAAUUUAGUCAACAGAUUUGAAUUAGGAAAAAAUGAAAAAACUGUCGAUAAACAAAUACAAGAUUUUAACGAAGAAAGCUUCAGUAUACAGGAAAAUGAAGAUUUAUUAAACUGUUUUGAAAGAUUGGAGGAAAUUGAGAAAAAUAGGAAUACUGUUUAUAAAGUAUUAUUACAAAAUACAAAGAGUAAUUUAACGUUUAAAAAACCGAUUAGUCCAGCGCCUAAGAGACUCAAAUCUUUACAUUCACCUAAAAAAACCGAAGAAACAAAAUUGGAAUCGAAAGCCUCUAAUGUGAUUCAAGAUGUGUGCGAGAAAAUAAUUGUAAAUCACCAAUCCCCAAUAGAACUUCCCAAAACUUCCAAUUUUCAAACGGCAACAGGAAAAGCAAUAUCCAUAACUAAAGAAAACAUAGAAAAACAUUCUAAAAUUUUUGAAGAUAUCAUAAAUUCCAGCCAAAGUGACAAUAAAAGACAAAAUAAGUUUAGUUCUUUAAAAAAAGUUUCAGAAGGAACUGAAAAAAUCACAAAUGAGAGCAAGAUUUCUUUUACUCAAGAAAUUUGUGAUUCUGGGGUAAGUGAUACUCAACUAAUGUGUGCUUUAGACAACGUUUUGACUGUUAAAAACAGUGCUUAUUCAGACAACAAUGGAUUUAAAGGUUUUAGUAGGAAAAACUUAGCAGACUCUUUAUCUGCAAGCUGUAGGUUUAACUCUUUUCACAAUGUAUUGAAAAAUAGUGAGAAACGUAAGUUGGAAGACUCUAAUUCAUUUUCAAAUAAGAAAUUGAGGUUAGAUAUUGAUUUAAAGACUUCUAAUUGUGGGUUUUCUAGUGCAUCGGGAAAAAAAUUUGAAAUUAGUACUCAAGCAGUGAAUAAAGGUAGACAAAUAUUUAACGAUUUGGAUAAAAUUGGCAAAGAAUUUCAAUUUAUUAGAGCUUGUGAUAAAGAAAUUAGUGCUAAUGUAGAAACAAAAAAUCAAUUAAACAAAUGUUCUAAUUUACUGCCUAUGGACAUUAAAAGAUUUCCUGCCAGUACUGCUGCAAGCUUUGAUGGGUUUUCCAAAGCAUCUGGUACAAAAAUAUCAGUACCUGUAUCUGCUUUAAAUAAAGCAAAAAAUGUAUUUGAAAAUAUUGAUCUAGAUAUAGAUUUAAAACCUUUGAUGAGUGAAAAAAAAUUGGGGGACAGUUCUGAGAUAAAAGAUAGCAAAUCUCAUGCAUCUAUUAAAGAUAAAUUGAAGUAUUUUGAUAAACUGAUUGGAGAUGACUGUGAUUUUGUACCCAGAAGCAAUUUUGUACUACCACAAAUAGAAAAAAAUGCCUCUAACAUACAACCAGCAACACAUAUUAAGAACAAACUGGAUUAUUUUGAUAAACUACUGCAAGAAGAAGAUAAAAACGAUGGAAAUUUCUCAAACAUUGUUAAAAUUUCACAAAAUUUAGGAAAAUUCUCCAGUGCUGCAGGAAAAUCAUUACAACUCUCCACCUUAAAAAGAACGUCCACUGUAUUCGACGAUGUUUCAGAUAAGACCCCUUUUAGUUUUUCCACCCCUACAAGAAGUUUUAACACGUCUGAUGCCAGUAUUAAAAAAUCCAAACGAAAAUUAGGAAUAUCUUCUUGUAGACAGAUAUCCAUACCUGAAUCAAAAUUAGAGAAAGCUAAACUUAUUUUCGAUGAAGAUUUCAAUGGAAUAUCCCCAAUUAAACAUUUAAAUCCAAUACCAAGUGCACCACAAAGUUAUAAUUCCUGCUCGACGCCCGUGAGAAAUGUUCAACCUUCUGUUAACUUUAAUGUGCUGAAGGAGGAUGUUGACAUUAAAAACGUAGUUAUUGAAGAAAUUAGUAAUGUUUUAAAGCUAAAAGAUGACUCUUUAGUUACUUUUGAUACUCUCUCAGAGAAGAAUGCCACUGAUUUUGAGAUAGAUCUUAAGAAUGAGGUUAAAAAGUUGGAAGAACGUUUGACAGUGAUGAAAACGCGGCAUAAAAUUUUUGAGAAAUUAAAAGAAGAAAAGUCAGACUGUGAUAAAAAGCCAAAACCAGGAAUAUUAUAUACAUCAAAAAUUCACAAUGACAAAAUGUCUCUAAAAACCUUUGUACAUGGAGAAAAAGUUGGCCAAAAUGUAAUAGAAGACUUAUUUUGUAUUACUCCAAAAAAUGCAACUGAUAUACACUUUAAAGAUUGUGCAGCUACUAUAAUAACUGCAGAUGGAGCCACGGUGGUUCCGAAUGUGAAAAAUCUGAUAGGUUUGGGGGAAAUAGAAAUAGCUUUUAAGGCGAUGACAGGAGUGGAUCCCAAAUUGAUUCAUAAGGGAUGGAUCAAAAAUCAUUACAAGUGGAUUAUUUGGAAGCUUGCUAGUUACGAGAGGACAUUUCCUUGUUAUUUUAAAACGGCUCUGAGUGUCGAGCAUGUAAUACAGCAGUUAAAAUACAGAUAUGAUCGAGAAAUUGAUAAAGUACAGAGAUCGGCGAUUAGAAAAAUUUUAGAAAAAGAUGACGCUCCUCAAAAAAGAAUGGUCUUGUGCGUUUCGGAUAUUAAGAAGUUAAACGUAAAUAACUACGAGAUAGAACUAACAGACGGAUGGUAUAGUAUUAGAACCGUCAUUGACGAACCGUUGAGUCAUCAAAUUCUAAAUAAAAAUCUUCAAAUCGGUACCAAAAUUAUAACUUGUGGAGCAGAACUCUUAAAUUGUGAUGGCUGUCAUCCGUUAGACGUUACGGACUUAACUUGUUUGAAAAUUAACUUUAAUUGUACCAGAAGGGCUAAAUGGGACACCAAAUUGGGUUAUCAAAAAUUUGUGGAACCAUUUCCGAUACCCGUACAUACAGUUCAUCCGUAUGGUGGCAUAAUUUCUUCCGUUGACGUUUUUAUAGCCAGAGUAUAUCCUUUUCGGUAUUUGGACAAGUCAGAAAGUAGAUCUGUUUGGAGAAAUAAAAAAGCUGAGGAAAGGAGACAGCAAGAAUGGGAGAACGAUAGAUUCAAAAGAUUAGAAAAAUUAGAAGAAGACAUAAGAAAGGAAUGUACAUUGGUCUACGAUAAGGAAAAUAAAAAUGGCUUCAAAAGAAACAACAAUAAGGUCGAUAUUUCUGAUAUUACAUGUCCAAUGAGGUUAUUGGAGGUCAUAGAAAAUAGCAACGAUCCGAUUAGUAUACAGGAAUCGCUGACGCCAUCUCAAAAGUCUCUCCUUCUGGACUACAAGAGUAAACUUUUGGUGCAACAACAGCAUGAAAUGCAAACCAAAAUAAAGAAUAGCGCAGAAAAAUUGAAAAUGGCUAAAAGAGAGGUCGUGCCACUCUUGAAAAUGUUGGUGGUGGAUAUGAACGGUAGUUCUACCAAAGGUUUUAACUUCCUUUUGUGGCGACCUACGGAAUGUCACGUUCAAAUUCUGAAAGAAAAUAGACGGUUGACGGCGUACAACGUCUUGCCGAAAAUGAACGGGGAUCUGUAUGCUUCCUCAAGGACGGUGUUUAAAGAAAAACCAAAUACUGACAUCACUUCGAUAUUUAAAAGGAAAUUAGUACGAAUCGAAGAGUUGGACUGUUUGAAUCUGUCUAAAAACUUCAACGAGUUUGACACAGUCGGCAUCGUCGUAGAAAUUUCUGCUGAAUCUGAUAGCCAGGAAAUAUGGCUCUGUAACAAUUCGGGAAGGUUGUUGGUGAUAAAAAUUUUUGAAACUCCUGCCACUUGCUUGCUGUUGGACGGUUUAAAGAGGGGGCAAGUGACGUCUGUUUGUAAUUUGGUGUUCCGUGGUUUGUCAGAUGACGUUUGUAGAGCUUGCGCCGAUCAUUUUACCGUUUUCUCUUCAUACCCGAAGUACAAACAUCUGCAAAACGGCCUCGACGAUUUAAAAAAAGAGUUACCAGAGGAUGUGAACAAAAUGUUGGAAGACUGUGAUAAUAGAAUAGAAAAAUGGAAGGAACAAAGUUCAAAAAGUAGUUUCUCUGUGGUCUAUGAUUAUGAUGAAGAGGAUACUACUUUAAUGACAUCCAAGCUUACGAGUACUGAUAUAGCAUUGUCGUUAAUAGAUAUGGAUAAGUUUAUAUAGUGUCGGUUUUUGUUGUUUUUGUUGAAUAUGUAAAAAUAGAGGUUAAGAUAAGUUAUAUUUUGGUCUAAGAGCUGGCCGUAUAAAAUUGGUUUGUCUUAGUUUUAUGCACCCAAAAUAAUAAUAACACUUCAGGUACAGCAAUUUUAAGAUUGUUAAAAAGGUAUUAUAUAGUAAAGAAAUAUGUCUAUCAUAUGUAAAAGAGGAACAUAGUAAUAUAUGAAAACAUUCGGCUGACUAACGUCACGUGUGCACAAGUAUGACGCAGCCUCUUUUAGAAGAUAAUCUGUUGUUAUCUUCUAUUGUGAUGAAAUUAGCGACAAAAGGAAACUAAAAGCUUCUUUAAUAACAACUACAGUUGCCUUUGUUUAUAUACUCAAAAAUAAUGGCUGAAUUGGCUUUUGUAUCGCGUUCCAGAUAACAGUUUCCACAAGAUUAAAUACCUUAAAAAUGGCUACAAAUAAAAAUAACAAUUGUUUGUUCACAAUAUAUUUUUCAUUGGUACCUUUUAAAAUGUCACUUUUGUGCUACUUUUUCCGAAAUUAGAGUUUUAUUCUUUUGUUAUCAGUAAAAACCAAUUUAGCCAGUACUUAGAUAUUAUUAAAGAUGAGGCUUCUAGCUUUCAUUUGACACUAAUUUCAUCAUAAUAGGCGGUAACAACAACUGAUUAAGCGCACAUCGAAAGGGACUGUGCCCACGUGGAGUUAUUCAGCCGCAUGUUUUCAAUUAUGAGUAAUACUCCUCUUUCACUUGUGAUAUAUUUGUUCACUAAAAAAUACCUCUUCAAUAACCUUAAAAAAAAAGUAAGAUCGGAAGUGUGUUGUUGUUUUGAAGGGUGCGUAAAACCACGGCACAGCAAUAAUAAUUUUUUUCAAAUCAGAAUUUAAUUCUUUCGAUUUUAUUCGUCCGGUUCUCAGUCUAUUUCUUAUAGUGUUAUUUUAUUAAAUUAAAAUUAUAC
Molecule: messenger RNA, 5215 nt
Organism: Psylliodes chrysocephalus
Lineage: Eukaryota; Metazoa; Arthropoda; Insecta; Coleoptera; Chrysomelidae
Source: the annotation of a GenBank genome assembly